AAGCAGUGCACCCGGAAAGGAAAGGGCGGAGUUUUCAGUUUGUUGUCUUUUUCCCAUUAAUGCCACUCAGUUACCACGAAGUUCAAGUAAAGUACCCCGUUUGUUCACUUGCAGGCCAAAGUGGUUUACUCUUGAUCAAAAGUGGACACAAAGACGAGAACACCCCGUUGAGAAGGUGAGAACACGGAGCCCGCCCACGCGGUGAUGCUUCCUACUAAAUCUGCGUCACGCCAGCCAAAUGACUUUACGAGCCUGAGUUGCAGUACGGGCAUAUAAGAAGUCGGAAGACAGCGACGCACGCACGGCCAGACACCUGCUUACAGACGGAGGAGUGAACGGAUCCUCCAUGCGAGAAAGAUGGCUCUGGAUACCAAGAGCAAGGAGCUGCUGUGGAGAACGCUGAGGCAGCUGGAGCAGGACGACUUCACAAACUUCCAGUUCCAUAUGCACCCCGGUGACGUCGACCGCAACGCAAACCACGUGGACAUCGCCGAACAGCUGGAGAAGAAGCACGGCAAAAACGCUGUGGAGGAGACCAUCAAGAUUCUGAAAACGAUCAACAACUACAAUCUGGCCCAGAAGCUGCGCAGCGACGUGGCGCAAAUCAAAGUGGACGACCUGGUCAGCGAAUUCAAGAUGGAGCUGCAAGACAACCUGCGGGUGGGCUACUUCAACGCUCCUGAGAGCAACACGGAGCUCAGCCAGCAGAAGCUUCUGGAGGACGUCUACACCGAGCUCUACAUUACCCGCGGCGUCGACGGUCUUCCCAACAAGCAGCAUGAGGUCCUUCAGAUGGAAAUGUGCGAUAAGGACAAGGAGUCCAUUGAAGAGUGCGACAUCUUCGGAAGCGAGAGGCCCAUCCGCACUAUGGUCACCGUGGGCUUCGCGGGCAUCGGGAAAAGCUUCCUGGUGCGCAAGUUUGUCCUGGACUGGGCCAGCGGGAGAACCAACAGAGACGUGCACUUCAUCUUUCCUUUCACCUUCCGCAAGUUGAACUUGGAGAAGGAGAAAAGCUUUUCGCUGGCAGAGCUCAUCCACCACUCCAUCUGGGAGAGCAAGGACAACAAGAUGCUGGACUACAUCUUUGCCAGGCUGCAGAACUCGGGAAAGUGCCACUACCAAUGCAGCGACAUCAAGAUUUUGUUUGUGCUGGACGGCCUGGACGAGUGCCGCCUCAACCUGGACCUGAGCGACAGGCGCAAGGUGGCCGUGGACGUGACCCAAGCCUACCCCGUGGAGGUGCUCCUGGCGCAUCUCAUCAAGCGUAACCUGCUUCCCGGCGCACGGGUUUGGAUCACCACGCGGCCCCAGGCGGCCAGCAACAUCCCACCGCACCUGGUGGACAGCAGAACCGAGGUGAAGGGCUUCAGUGACUCCCAGAGGGUGGACUACUUCAGGAAGAGGUUCCCUGACGAGCAAUACAUCAUCAAGCACAUCCAGAAAUCCCGCACCAUUUUCAUCAUGUGCCACAUGCCCAUCUUCUGCUGGCUCACCGCCACUGUUCUCCAAGAUUAUCGGGACACCGGAAAGGGGGGGGGGCUACCCAAAACCCUGACCGAGAUGUACACAGAGUUCCUGCUCUAUCACCUGGACAAGUCCAAGGAGCGAGAGAGCCAGAAGCACAUCGAGUACGUCAAAGCGAUGGCAAAGCUUGCUUUUCAGCACCUGAUUAAAAAUCAACAGAUCUUCACCGAGAGAGAGUUGCAGGAAAGCGGCUUGGAUUACCUGCCGGCCGCAAAAUACUCGGGAGUCUUCACCAAGGUCUUCAAGGAGGUACCCCCGCUCAAGAAAUACCAAGGCCGCACGAUGUUUCAGUUCAUCCACCUGACCAUCCAGGAAUAUCUGGCCGCUCUGUAUGUGAUGAUGAGCCUGUUCCAGGACAACAAGAACGUGCUGGGAAACCACUGGAUGCAUUUUAGAAAGACGCCGCUCACUCGGGUCCAUGAGGCGGCCAUCCACAAAGCCUCAGAGAGUGACGGAAACCUGGACAUGUUCCUCCGCUUCCUGUUGGGCCUCUCCUUGCAGUGCAACCAGGACCUUCUGGGUGAGCUGCUGAAGGCGCCAAAGAACUCCAGACACAGCAGCGCAGGAACGGUCCGCUUGAUCAAGCAACAGAUAGAGCAGAACUCUCCCGAGGAGAACAUCAAUUUGUUCUACUGCCUGAGCGAGCUGAAGGACGAGUCCCUGCUUGAGGAGAUCCAACAAUACCUAAGCUCGGGGUACUUGUCCACGGAGGACCUAUCUCCGGCCAUGUGGUCGGCCCUGGUCUUCGUCUUACGGGCUUCCAACGAAGCCAUGAGCUGCUUUGACCUGAAGCAUUACUGUGCAUCCGAGAGGGGGCUCCUGAUGCUGCUGCCGGUGGUCAAGGCUUCUCAAAAAUCAGUGGUCUCGGGCUACAAACUGAGCAGGAAAAGCUGUUUGAUGCUGGCCUCCGUUCUAAGCUCGCCCUGCAACCUGAGGCAUCUGGAUCUCAGCAACAACGACUUGUGUGACGACAAGCUGGAGGCGCUCGCCACUGGACUGGCAAAACCGCAGUGUACCCUGCAAGUCCUCGGGCUCAACAACUGCAACCUGAGCAAGAAAAGCUGUGAAGUGCUGGCCUCCAUUCUAAGCUCGUCCUGCAGCCUGAGGGAUCUGGAUCUUGGCGACAACAAAUUGUAUGACAACGGGCUCUAUGAGCUUACUUACGGACUGGCAAAGCCGCAGUGUACCUUGCAAGUCCUCAGGCUUUCGCACUGCAACCUGAGCAAGAAAGGCUGCCAGGGGCUGGCCUAUGUUCUAGGCUCACUCUGCAACCUGAGGGAACUGCAUCUCAGCGACAACGACUUGUACAACGAAGGGGUGGAGACGCUCGCCGUUGGACUGGGAAAGCCGCAGUGUACCUUGCAAGUCCUCAGGCUCGACGGCUGCAAACUGAGCAAGAAAAGCUGCGAGAUGCUGGCCUCCGUUCUAGGCUUGCCUCGCAACCUGAGGCAUCUGGAUCUCAGCUACAACGACUUAUACGACGAUGGGCUGAAGGCACUCGCUGCCGGACUGGCAAAGCCGCAGUGUACCUUGCAAGUCCUCGGGCUCUCGCGCUGCAACCUGAGCAAGAAAAGCUGCGAGGUGCUGGCCUCCGUUCUAAGAUCGCCCUGCAACCUUAGGGAUCUGGAUCUCAGCUAUAACCUCUUGUACAACGACGGGCUGGAGGCCCUCGCCGGCGGACUAGCAAAACCGCAGUGUACCUUGCAAGUCCUCGGGCUCAAGUCCUGCAUGAUCACCACACCAGGAUGCGUCUCACUGGCCAAGGCUCUCCGGUCCAACCCCUUCCACCUCCAAGAGCUAGACCUGAACAACAAUAAUUACGGAAAGAAAGGAAAGCAGGCCUUGGUGGAGGUCCAAAUGGAUCCUUGCUGCAGUCUGAAGACAGUCAGGUUUGCUGUGACGCCAUAUGUGCCUUACGCUAGAUGCCAGCCUUGGAUCAUUGGUGAAUGUUCUGGACAGAGGGAAAUGUUUUGCCUGACAAUGAAAAGAUAUGGUUAGAUUCUAACCAAUUAGUUUUUCAUGUCAUUUUCACUUUGUUUGGUCCUCUUCAAACAUACCAGGGUUAGAUUAUAACUAACUAAAGCACUUUUCUGGUCUGAAUACACCCUAAAAUAGAAAAUGUAUUUUCCCUCAUCUUUUUCCAUUUUUAUACAUUUAAAAAAAAAACACUAGGGCAGUGCUAAAGAGUGAAUGGAAUUUGAAAAGAAUAAACAAAUGCAUAAUAA
Molecule: messenger RNA, 3749 nt
Organism: Syngnathus acus (greater pipefish)
Lineage: Eukaryota; Metazoa; Chordata; Actinopteri; Syngnathiformes; Syngnathidae
Product: NACHT, LRR and PYD domains-containing protein 3-like
Exons: 10
Coding region: 358-3522 (1054 amino acids)
Molecular function (GO): protein binding
Source: RefSeq, a predicted model, not a curated record